AUGGACUAUGAGGAAGUGAGCCGGCUUGUAAAAAAGUUCGAGGAUGACCCACAAGUUUUGAAGGCAUAUGAACAGAUUUACGAGCAGAACAACUGUAAUUUUUAUCGUAAAAUAAAAGUUGAAGAUAUUGAAGAAGGAGAAAUUUUAAAUAAACAAAAUGAUGGAAUUAAAAAUGAUAAACUUAAAGAUUUUGAAAAAAAUACAAAUCAAAACUUUUAUGUGUAUACAGAAAAAAUAUUAAAAAAACUUGUUAAAGAAAAUGAAGAGAUAAAUAAAACUUUUGACCAAAUACAAAAAUGUAAUAAUACAUAUAAUGAUGUAGAUAUAUUAUUAAGUAAAUAUAAAAAUAAUAUAAAAACUAUUUCAAACGAUAUAAAAAAUAUAGAAAAUUUAACAAACAGUAUGGAUGAUAAAAUUCAAAAUCGAAAAAAAAUUCUAGAACUAUUAAAUGUGUAUAUUAAAAUUAUUUUAGUAACACCACAAUUAAUUAAUGAUAUAACUAAUAAUGAAAUAGAUGAUACAUUCAUUAAUAAUAUUCAUGUUUUAAAUAAAAAAAUUGAAAAUUGUAGACAUUGUUUAUAUGAUUUAUAUCCUAGUAUUAAUUCCUCUUACACAGAAUUAGAAAAACUUAAAUCGAAAGCCAUUAAUAAAAUUUAUACUUUUUUUCUCUCCAAAUUAAAUAAUAUAAUAAAUAAAAAAAAUACUAUAUAUACUGUUCAACAACAAUUAAUUAAAUUUUAUAUACUUAACACUUUUUUAUAUAACAACAGCAAAAAUGCAUAUACAUACAUAAUAAAGGAAUACAUUACUAUUUUAAAUAAAACAUACUACAACUUAUUCCAAGCAUAUAUUUCUAACUUUUCUGAUAAACAAAUUCACUUUGAUAAUCAUACGACAAUAGGAAAAUGCUCACCACCACACUUUCAAAAUAUUACAAAUACAAACUUAGAAAAUGAAAACAAUUCUGUUACAACUUCGAAUGUGUCACCUUACAAUUAUGUAGAACCAAACAAAGUUAUUGAUCAAAAAAUUGUUGAAAAAAAUGGUCUGCAAAACCCUGAACAAAGCGAUGCUACUGGGUUACUUGUGUCUGGUCUUACAGGCAUUGGGCAAGUAGGAAGUUCAAGUAUCAUUCUUGCAAAAAAUAAAAUGAUGGAUAUGUUUGGAUUUAGUUCUAAAAAUAAAAAUAUAAGUGAUAAAAAAGAAAAUAUAUUUUUACUGAAUAAUAGGCAUCAUGUUUUAAAUGAUAUAAAGGAUGUAUUUUUAAAAAAUGUAAACAAAGAUGAACAAAAAGAAAGUGACAAACAUAAAGAAGUACCAACAAUUUCUAUUCCUAACAAUGCAAUAUACAAUUUCGAACAUAUUUAUAAAUUAAUAAAUAAAUUAUUUAUAGAUACUGGAACAAGUGAAUAUUUAUUUAUUUUAAAAUUUUUUAAAAAUUAUGAAAAUAUUGAUUUUUUAUUUUUAGAAAUAUAUUCCAAAACAAUAUCAGUAUGUUUUAAUUAUUUUAUUAAUUUUAUAAAUACAACAUUUGAUUUUAUUUCUCUUUUUCUUAUUUAUAUAAUUAAUAUAUAUAAUGCAUACAUAAUAAGGAAUAGACAAAUACUAUCUUUAUAUGAAUUUGUAGAAAAAAUGCAAAACAUUGUUUGGAAUAAGUUACAUUAUAUUAUAAAUGAAAAUUAUAAAUCUAUCAUUAUUACUUCGAAGUUAGACAAAUAUCAACCUCAAAAUAAAAAAACAGUAUAUGACCUACUAUAUCGGGGCAAACAUAAUGCACCCCCUACACCCACUGACAAAAAUAUACUUCCUAUAAAUUCAUCUGAGGAAAAGUAUGUACAAAAAAAUGAAGAGAAACAAGUUGAAGAAUAUCCAAAUUGUCAAAAUGAAAUAAAAACAAAAGAUAUCAUUAAAGAAGCUAAUCCAAUUCAAUUUGCUGACAAAUCUAAUGUUGAACUAAAAAAUGAUGACAUACAUAAUAAUAAAGAAAUGCAAGAUAUAUCACCAAACAAAACAACAGACAUGUUUAGUCCAUCGGUUCUAACUCAUAAUAAACCUGAUGUACAUUCUGUUACAAAAUCAUUUUCUGAUUUUUAUUCAUCUUUAAUUAUUUUAAAUGAACUGGCAUAUAAAUACGAGUUUAGGUAUAGAGAGAAAUGCUCGGAGGAAAAACAAGAAAGUCAAGACAAAGCACAAAAGGAUGAACCAAACGAAGUAGACAACAUACACAAUGAAUUAACAAAGAAAUAUGCACAUUUAAAUAAUUUCAUUUCAAAUUUUGAAAAUAUAAUCAUAAAUGUUUUGUUAAAUAUGUCCAAUAAUUUCCAAAAUAAAAAUGAUAAAUUAUUAUUUCUUAUAAAUAAUUAUUAUCAUAUUAUAAUAGUUUUAAAAAAUAACAAAAUUAAUGAAGAAAAAAUAAACCCUUUUGAAAAACUUAUCGAAAAAGAUAUAUCUUCCUACAUCGAUUUACAACUAAAUAAAUAUAUUAAGAAUAUAAUUUUUUUUGUUUCUAAGCAUGAGGAAAUUAUUGAAAAUGGUAAAGAGAAAAAUAAUACAAGCAAUGAUAAUACUACUAAUAUAUUAUCACAGGUAGAUACUCAAUUAAUGGAAAGUACUGCCUUAUGUUUUACUAAUGAAUGGAAGCAAUUGCUUAAAAAUGUAGAACAAGAAAUUUUAAAAUCCUUUUUAAAUCGUGUUAAUUCAAUAAAUAUAUUGAAAAUGCUAAAUACAAAAAUACUUUUAUAUUUUACACGCUACCAUCAACUAAUUAAAAAAAUUUUUGAAAAUUUAGAAAUCCCAGUAUAUGUACAAAAUUUGCCAUCCAUUGAUAUAAUACUUACACAAAUAAAAAAAAAUUCAAAACAUUUAGACAAUGAAGAGGAAAAUAUAUAA
Molecule: messenger RNA, 2889 nt
Organism: Plasmodium vinckei vinckei
Lineage: Eukaryota; Apicomplexa; Aconoidasida; Haemosporida; Plasmodiidae
Product: vacuolar protein sorting-associated protein 52, putative
Exons: 1
Coding region: 1-2889 (962 amino acids)
Biological process (GO): endocytic recycling; retrograde transport, endosome to Golgi; Golgi to vacuole transport
Cellular component (GO): GARP complex
Molecular function (GO): syntaxin binding
Source: RefSeq, a predicted model, not a curated record